AUGUCCGCAACAGGUACAUAUCGUGGCACACCCAAAGACAAACCCCGAGGCCAAAAUCCUUUCCAAGCACUUGACAGCCCCUCGGGCAUACCCAGACCAAAGCUAGAAACUGCCGCCAGCAGCGCACCCAGCGACAUGUCAACCCUCAGCGUCAGCAGGGCCAAACAGUCCAAGAGGGACGAGGCCAUCCGCCGCAAGAUCGAAACCGACCUGAGCAAGAAGAGAGCCAACCCUACCCGCGCCCGUCAGACCCGAAAGGCAGCCCCUGGUUCCGUCCUCGCCCUCAGGCCCAGCCAGGCUCUCCAGAUCAAGCCGAACACGACCGUCGCAGAAGCUGCCCAGCUCAUGGCCGCAAAGCGCGAAGACUGCGUCCUUGUUACCGAUGCCGACGAUCGUAUCGCAGGUAUCUUUACUGCAAAGGAUCUCGCCUUCCGCGUUGUUGGAGAGGGAAUCAAGGCCAACAGCAUCACCAUUGCCGAGAUCAUGACCAAGAAUCCGCUGUGCGCCAAAACCGACACCAGCGCGACCGACGCUCUGGACCUCAUGGUCCGCAAGGGCUUCCGUCACCUUCCCGUCAUGGACGAGAACCACGACAUCUCUGGUAUUCUCGACAUCACAAAAUGUUUCUACGAUGCUAUGGAGAAGUUGGAGCGCGCAUACAGCUCCUCAAGGAAGCUUUACGAUGCACUCGAGGGUGUUCAGGCUGAGUUGGGCUCCAGCCAGCCGCAGCAGAUUAUUCAAUAUGUUGAGGCCAUUCGUCACAAGAUGUCCGGUCCUACUCUCGAGUCUGUCCUGAACGGCAUGCCACCCGUUACCGUGUCUGUACGUACCUCUGUCAAGGAGGCUGCUGCAUUGAUGAAGGCCAACCACACCACUGCCGUUUUGGUGACAGACCAGGGAUCUAUCACUGGAAUCUUCACCAGCAAAGAUGUCGUUUUGCGCGUUAUCGCUGCUGGCUUGGAUCCCAGCAACUGCAGUGUUGUCCGCGUCAUGACUCCUCACCCGGACUUUGCGCCUCUCGACAUGAGCAUUCAAUCUGCACUCCGCAAGAUGCAUGUUAUGAGUGCCGAAGGCGAGAUUGUUGAUGUCAAAGUUGUGCAUCAACUAACUUCUGUANNGAUCAACAGUAUGUCAACCGGAGAUAGCGAGGGACCUGCCUGGAACAAGUUCUGGAUGUCUUUCGACAACGAGACCGAGUCCAUGAUGUCUGGUGAAGGCGGCAGCCGUCACCCACAGACAGAAGAUGGGAGAUCACAAUUCUCACCAGAGAUGUCGAGACCUGGAGUUGAUCGGGGUGAUAGCGUCAUGCCCACCGACUCAGCCUCCCACACUGGAGGUCGUGAUUCUCCUGACCCAUCCGCAUUCACUGGAGCUGCCAACUCAUAUGAAGACGUUGCAUUCCCAUUCAAGUUCAAGGCACCAAGUGGUCGCGUACACAGACUGCAAAUUGUGCCCUCGGCUGGCAUGAGCGAGCUGGUCAGUGUUGUCGCAGAGAAGCUGGGCAGCGAAGCUGAAUCUAUCGGUGGAGUGCCUACCUUCGAGGAUGGCAAACUCAGCCGCACCGGAUUUGCAUUGAGCUAUCUUGACAACGAAGGCGACACAGUCUCGAUAACAACGGACCGCGAUCUACUUGACGCCAUCUCACUGGCGCAACUGACGCAUCAAGACAAGGUUGAUCUGUUUGUGCAUGACCCUGAGACGGCACCACUCCCGGCAACGCUUGCACCGCAGCCCUCGUUGGUGACCGUGGCACCCUCUGAGAGUGUUGUGCGUGAGCGAAAGGUGGCGCACAGCGAGUCUGAUGAGGAGAGCGAGAUGACCAGACCUCGCAGAAAGGAACGUCAAGCAGCACCGGCAGUGGGACAAGAGCAGCUGAUUGCAGGUCUUCCCAACGAGCUCCUUCUGCCUGGAGCGAUAGUGACGCUGGCUGUGGCCAUCAUUGGAGUGUUUGCCAUCUCAAGGAUGUCGAGCAAAUAA
Molecule: messenger RNA, 1977 nt
Organism: Aureobasidium vineae
Lineage: Eukaryota; Fungi; Ascomycota; Dothideomycetes; Dothideales; Saccotheciaceae
Source: the annotation of a GenBank genome assembly